GUUAUUAUUAUCUUAACGAUCUCUAAUGCCAUGAAUGGAGGUAUCAAAAGGAAAUUGUCGAUAGAUCACGAAAACAAUAGUGAAGAUGAUACCAUGGAAUGUACCAUUUGUUCUGAGAACUGGACAGAAACUGGCCCUCAUCGUUUAGUGUCACUCAAAUGUGGCCAUCUCUAUGGUGAAAUGUGUAUAGUUCGUUGGAUAGAUCGAUCAAGAGGUCCAAAAGCUCAUUGUCCACACUGCAAACAACCGGUUAAAAUGAAUGAUCUACGACCAGUGUUACCCAUCAAAUUAGCAGCAAAGGAUACAACAGAAAUUGAACUUCUUAGAAAGGAACUUGAAGCAACAAAAGCAACUAUGGUCGAAAGACAAUAUCAAUUGGAAAAUUCUCUUCUUGCUCUUAGUAUGUCACAACGCGAAAUCCAAAAAUUGACAGCCAGUAUGGAGAAAUUCAAUGUCAAAGAAAAUCACACGGGUGACACUAAAAGGGAUACAACUAUUUCGAAAAGACUUCAACAUUAUAGGACAGAAUAUUUGCCAAUGAAGGAUGUAGGUCCAAGGGUAAUGGCUCUAUAUCAACAGAAUAGAUCGGUAAUUGUAUCAACAAAAGAGAAAGAUCAGUAUGGUGUACAUAUAUACAGUCUGGACAAAACGGGUCAAGAUUCAUUUUUACCCAUUCAUUCUGGUGCUAUACGAGAUAUCAAAUGUCAAAACGACCUGUUACUUUCUUGUGGACAUGAUAAAACGCUGAAAUUGACAUCUAUAAAAGAUAAGCAAUUACUGAAUACGUUUCCUCUUAGUUCCACUGGUUGGUCUUGCUCUUUCCAUCUAGAUGACCCAUCUUCUCAUUUUGUUUAUUGUGGAUUAGCCAAUGAUACAACCCUUAUCUAUGAUCGUCGUCAACCACAAACACCAUUACAUCGACUUCAAAAUAGGUCACUAACAGGCGGAUCACCCAUCUACUCUAUCAUACCUUCCAAUAUUGCCGGUACACCUUUGAUUCUAUGUGGCAAUCUGAACAAAGUUUAUGCAUGGAAGUUUGACAACCCCUUAUUACAACCAUCCAAUGAUCAAACAAUAAAUGAUGCCCAUUGUCAUAUUUUUACCCUAGAAGACAUGGAAGAUUUUCGACCUUAUUCUCUGACGACAUCGACAAUAGCAGAUUCAUUCCUGAUAUCAUUACGACGACAUAAUUCAAGCAAACAUAUUAUUGGGACAAUCAACAGUGAUUUAACGAUAGACGUACAUCAUAGCUUUGGAUAUCCUUACCAUCAGAAAUGGGUAACUCGGACGAUUCAGUUUGACACUGAUGUUGGAUCUGUGAUAGGUUAUUCCAAUGAUGAACAUGAAACGUUAUGUUUGCAUGAACAUGAUAAAAUUGGAAUGGAAAAAACAUAUCCUAUUGGUGAACGCAUUUUUGAUAUUGGCCAUUGUUCCCUUGGUGAUGUUGAUAGUGAUAUGGUGGCGGUCUUGACAGCAUCCAAGCUUCAUUUGUAUAGAUAUAUGUAGAUAUUUCUUUUAUUACUUUAGUGUUUAUUCUUUAGUUGUAAAUUUUCUUUUUGUAUGUAUAUAUUAAUAAAUUCUUAGGUGGUAGAAAAAGG
Molecule: messenger RNA, 1598 nt
Organism: Halteromyces radiatus
Lineage: Eukaryota; Fungi; Mucoromycota; Mucoromycetes; Mucorales; Cunninghamellaceae
Exons: 8
Coding region: 31-1506 (491 amino acids)
Biological process (GO): interstrand cross-link repair; protein ubiquitination
Cellular component (GO): nucleus
Molecular function (GO): protein binding; ubiquitin protein ligase activity
Source: RefSeq, a predicted model, not a curated record